This is a messenger RNA of Nannospalax galili (Upper Galilee mountains blind mole rat), 1684 nucleotides long. It is a transcript of the gene Cdx1, whose product is annotated as caudal type homeobox 1. Gene Ontology annotation, biological process: animal organ morphogenesis; regulation of transcription by RNA polymerase II; anterior/posterior axis specification. The record is from RefSeq and is a predicted model, not a curated record. The coding region runs from base 87 to 890 and encodes 267 amino acids. NCBI's taxonomy places the organism in Eukaryota, Metazoa, Chordata, Mammalia, Rodentia, Spalacidae. Gene Ontology annotation, cellular component: nucleus. The transcript is spliced from 3 exons. Gene Ontology annotation, molecular function: DNA-binding transcription factor activity, RNA polymerase II-specific; RNA polymerase II transcription regulatory region sequence-specific DNA binding.
CAGGUGAGCAGUCGCUGGUCGUCGGGGCGGCCGGCCCGCACGGCGGCUCCAGGGCCCAGCAUGCGCCGGGGGACCCCGCGGCCACCAUGUACGUGGGCUAUGUGCUAGACAAGGACUCCCCGGUGUACCCCGGCCCCGCCAGGCCCCCCGGCCUUGGCCUGGGCCCACCAGCCUACGCGCCCCCGGGCCCGGCGCCUGCGCCUCUGCAGUACCCGGACUUCGUGGGCUACACGCACGUGGAGCCGGCCCCCGCGCCCCCUCCGGCCUGGGCCGCGCCCUUCUCUGCGCCCAAGGACGACUGGGCCGCCGCCUAUGGUCCCGGGCCCGCGGCCCCGACUGCCAGCCCGGCCCCAUUGGCCUUCGGGCCCACUCCGGACUUUAGCCCGGUGCCCGCACCCUCGGUGUCGGACCCAAGCCUCCUGGCGCAGCCCCUCGGCGGCCCGGGCGCACCGUCCUCGCCGGGAGCGCAGAGGCGGACGCCCUACGAGUGGAUGCGGCGUAGCGUGGCGGCCACAGGCGGCGGUGGCAGCGGUAAGACUCGGACCAAGGACAAGUACCGCGUGGUCUACACGGACCACCAGCGCCUGGAGCUGGAGAAGGAAUUCCAUUACAGCCGGUACAUCACCAUCCGGCGCAAGUCAGAGCUGGCCGCUAACUUGGGGCUCACAGAGCGGCAGGUAAAGAUCUGGUUCCAGAACCGGCGGGCCAAGGAGCGCAAAGUGAACAAGAAGAAGCAGCAGCAGCAGCAGCCACCUCCCACACAGCUACCCCUGGCCCUGGAUAGCACCCCCACUUCAUCAGGGCCACCCCUGGGUAGUCUGUGCCCCAGCAACGCGGGGCUCCUGGGCACUUCCUCCCCAAUGCCUGUCAAGGAAGAAUUUCUACCCUAGCCCUUUCCAUUCUGGGGCUCAGGGACCUAGGGGCUUAGGUUCUGGGCAAUAGCUUCCGCUGUUCUGAGUUCUAGGCCUGCUAGCGACCUUUGGGGUCACUGUGGACAAGUCGCCCACCCUCUCCCUGCCUCCCUUUGGCUGGGCUGUGUGAUAAGCCUAUUCGCCAGGGAACUCUUCCAUCUCCUAUAUACUAGGUCUCAGGAUGAGGAGUUCAGUGGGAAGUCUCAAUCACCUGGUAACAUCUCAAGAUCCAGAGGGCUUGAUGAGGAGUCAAGACAAGCCUGGGGCCUUACUUCCUCCUCUGGAGCUCCAGAGUAAGGUGGAAGGCUGCUUCAUGGAACAGACUGGCCCUAGAGAGAGGAGACAGUAUUGUGAAAAGGUGGCCUGUAUGUAGUCCACCAUGUGAAGGGCAAUAAUGAUAUCUGCCUCCUCCUGCAGCCUCACCUCCACCUGACCUAUUGACACAUGCCUCGGCCCUCCCCAGCCUGGAGGUGGCCACAAAGCCAGCAGGACUGGACCUGAGGGGGAGGCUCAGCAACUGACUGCUGCUCUCAGGAUAGAACCUGUCCCCUCCCUAGCACUUCAGGGAGACCUGCAGAUGGAGGGGAGGCCUCUCAGGGUAGAAACAGAGUCUGCCUGCUCACGCCCAGCUCCCCACAGGCAUCAUACCCAGGGAACCCCCAGACACAUCCACUGGACCAUGUGGAGCUCAUAGCUAGUUGGGUUAAGUAGAGUGGACUCUCUUGGAUGUGGCUUCAAGAAUAAUUUUUCCCUCUUUUUAAAGAAAGUGUAAA